CUUGGCUGCAGGUGGUAGCCGGUGGUGCGUGGUGUCUAUGCGUGGUGUUGGCGUGUCAGCGUGCGCGCGCGGGGCUAACGCGCGGCCCGGGCGGCAGUCGCUCGGAGCAGGCGGGCGGCGCGCGUCGCCCCGCGCUUAGUGCACCCUGUGGAACUGCGAUCGCGAUCAGGUACGCGUCGCCGCGGCUGGCGCUCACUGCACACGUGCCCCCGGCGCCUGCAUGUUGCGCUCCACCCGGCGCGUUCUCGACGUCUGUCUGCAUCCCCUAUGAGAAACUUUUAAUAAAUAAUUCGCAUUUCAUUUUAACGCGAACGAUGAGCUGAAGUUAAUUGAGCGAAAUUGACGCCUCCUGCGCCGGCGCCGGGCCGCUCGCUGCGCGUACGCACGGACUCCAUCGAACUUUCUCCUACAUUACUAAUAUCCCCAUUGACUCUACUGUACAUUCAGUGCACAACGCUAGUGUUUCAAAUAGUUAAUUGUUAAAAUUUUCAAUAUUUCAAGUGCCUCAACGCGGUUCGUUAUAGGUAUUAUAGGUGAAUAUUCGAAUUGAUUGAAAGUGGUGAACUAUUUCAAAUUAUUGAUAGUGGACUCGAAUUUUGCUUGAAGAUUGGCCAACUUACUUUUCCAAUGCGGCUUGGAGAUUCACCAAAUAUGACAUAAAGUGAUGGAGCGUAGCGCUGUAAGCAGACAGGUGCACAGAGCAGGCACCGCAGUGCGCGCUCGAAGCGCGAGGUGCGGCGCGGGCGCGGUCGAGUAGCGCGGCGCGGUGGCGGGUGCGCGCGCGGCGGGGGGCGCGGGGGCGGCGCAUGCACGCCACCGGCCACACGGACCGCUCGGGCGGCGGCGGCGGCGGCGGCUCUUGGCGCUUGCCGCCCGACGAGACCCUACAGGUCGCCGACCCCAAGUCAGCCAAGGAAGAGGAAUUAUACCCAGGAGAUGGCCACAAUUGGAAAAGCAUCAUAUUUUCUUUGAUGGUCAUCAGUUGUGUAAUAGCUGGCAUCGUUACAGCGAUUUAUUUACUAGGGUAUGUGGACGAGUUAUUAUACUGGUCGGGUCGUCGUAUGCGACUGGAGCAGUUCCUGCGGGGCGACCUGACCGGGGAGCGGCUGCCCACCACCUGGGUCAACUCCCACCAGCUGGUGUACCAGGCGGACGACGGCGGGUUACUGGCGCUCGACACCUUCAACAACACGCUGUCUGUCCUCGUCACCAACCACACACUAAGGCAGCUGAAUGUGCGCGGGUACCAGUGCUCGCCAAACUUGCGUUACGUGCUCUUCCAACACAAUAUCAAGAAGGUUUAUCGGCGGACGUUUACUGCUCACUAUACCAUUUAUGACGUCACAAAUGACCACCACAUGCCUCUGUUCGGCGACGGGCAGCGCAGCUGGGAGUGGCAGCACGCCGCGUGGCUGGGAACCGAGGGUGCCUUACUGCUGGCCGCCGACAACGAGGUGCUGGCCCGGCCCGGCCCGCCCGCCAAGAUCGCGCCGCUGCUGCGCCUCACCGACGACGCCAGUCCCGGUCGGGUCUACAAUGGAGUAUCCGACUGGUUGUAUCAAGAGGAGGUGACGAAAGCCCCCUCCGCGUCGUGGGGCUCCGCGGACGGCUCGCUGGUGCUGUACGUGCAGUACGACGACAGCGCGGUGUCGGAGCUGCGCUUCCCGCGCAUCUCGCAGGGCAUCGGCGGCGUCGGCGCCGCGCGCUCCGGGUUCCUGCUGCCGGCCUUCAACAACUCCGUGCCUACCGUCUUCCCGGACCACGAUACUAUACGAUAUCCUACGCCCGGAAGUUCAAUACCAAAAGUAACGUUAUGGAUAGUCGCGGUCCAAAAUUCAACGUCACCGCAGAGAUGGGAGAUCAAACCGCCGAACACGUUAGAUGGAAUGGAAUAUUAUCUCAUAUCAGCCCAGUGGGUGGGCAAAGACAACUCUCAUGUGGGGGUGGUCUGGAUAAAUCGAGCACAAAACGUAACGGUUUAUAGCAGCUGUUAUGCACCCAACUGGACCUGUAUGGAGACCCAUUCGGAGAAGGCGACCGACGAGCCGUGGCUGGAAGUGCACCAGCAGCCCGUGUACUCGGAGGACGGCAGCGCGUUCCUGCUGCUGGCGGGCGUGCAGGAGGGCGGCGGGCAGUACUACACGCACAUCAAGCACGUGGACGUAGUGCGCCAGCGCCUCGCCGUGCUCAGCCACGGCCGCGUCGAGGUCGCCGAGAUACUCGCCUGGGACGAGAUCAACCAUUUAGUCUAUUAUUUAGGUUCAGAAAAAGUACAGUCUUACAUACCUAAACUACAACCUGAAAUGCUGAUGGAAGCAAAUCAAAUUAACGGAGAGAGACCCGGUCAGAGGCACGUGUACGUCGUCCAAGACCCGAGCUACGGGGGGGGCAGCAACUCCGUCCGCGCGCGCGCCGAGCGCGAGGAGCCGCGCUGCCUGACGUGCGAGCUGGCGGUGUGGCCGGUGCGGCUGCACUACGCCAACUGCUCCUACUGGUCGGCCGCCUUCGCGCCGCCGAAGCCGAGCGUCGGGAUCACGCACUACGUGCUCGAGUGCGGGGGCCCCGGCCCUCCUUUGGCCGGGCUUCAUGAUGCACAAACGCAUAAGCUAGAGAGAAUAUUAUAUGACACGAGGCCUUAUAAAUCAGUACGGUUACGUGAGCUGGCGCUGCCGACGCGGCGCUCAUUCGACGUGCAGCUCGGCAGCGGCUCCAAGGCGCGCGUGCAGCUGCUGCUGCCGCCGUCGUGGCGCGAGGAACUGCGCGACGCUGCCUUCCCGGUGCUUGUGCAAGUGAACGGCAGGCCCGGCAGCCAGCAGGUGUCGGAGCAGUUCGUGGUGGACUGGGGCACGUACAUGUCCUCGCGCAACGACGUGGUGUACGUGAAGCUGGACGUGGCGGGCGCGCGCGGCCUGCCGCGGGCGCUGCUGCGCGGACGCAUCGGCGGCGUCGAGGUGGCCGACCAGUUGGCUGUUAUUAGAUAUUUAUUAGAGACGUUCAAAUUCUUGGACGUGACGCGCGUAGCGGUGUGGGGCUGGGGCUACGGCGGCUACGUCACGACCAUGCUGCUCGGCUCGCAGCAGGCCACGCUCAAGUGCGGGAUCGCCGUGUCGCCGAUCACGGACUGGCUCUAUUACAAUAGCGCGUUCACGGAGCGCAUCCUGGGCCUGCCGUCGGUGAACUACAAGGGCUACGUGGAGGCGGACGCGUCGCAGCGCGCGCACCACGUGCCGGCGCACGCGCUGUACCUGCUGCACGGGCUGGCCGACAUGAGCGCGCCCUACCCGCACGCGCUGCAGCUGGCGCGCGCGCUCACUGAUGCUGGCGUGCUGUUCCGGUACCAGGCGUAUGCUGACGAAGGCCACGAGCUGAAAGGCGUCAUCGAGCACGUGUACCGUUCCAUGGAGGACUACCUCCGCGAGUGCCUCUCCCUCGACCCCGAGGACACCAAGCUACCGCCGCCCGACAGAUAAGGGUGCCUCCAGCGUCUCCGCACUAUCUAUACCUUUGCUAAACCACCAAACUGCUCAUUUUACCGUCGCUACAUCUCACUACAGGCCACUUAGGGCCAGUUGCACCAACCACAUUUGACAGACUGAUCAACGUCAGCCGGAGCGCCCCGGCGCUUUACUAUGAAACUUUCCAUACAUACAAGCGAACUCUUUAACGAUACGAACAGUUUGGUGCAACCGACCCUUACACCAUCCCACGAACCCGGGGUUAAGCGGUUAAACCGUUAACUCCGUGUCAAAUUGUACUGGUUUAAACAGUUAACCCCGGGGUAGUGGAAUGGUGCAAGUGGCCCUAAGUGUAUAAAUUACUCUUAAAACCAACUAAGAAUGUACGAACAACUUUAGAGUUUCAUUUGUUUGUUAAUCUUUGGUAUGGAAUGUGGAUGAGUGCAGCAUUGAAUUGAAAUGGAUUAAAAUUAGAAUUCAAUACAUACUAACUUGGAUUCGUGAUUCCACCAUAUGAACAGUUAACGAUGAAGUCUACCUAGGAAAAGACACUUCAAUAUAAGGACCUAUCCUAUGGUAAAUAGGAAACUAUAAUAUCCCGGGUGUAACGACGGCCGAUGAGUUUGACGGCGGUUUUAGCGAAUAAAUUAGCAAUAACUGUACCUAUCAGCUUACCUCCGGGGUUAUUGUUAUCAUAUUACUCCCUGUAAAUAUGUACUUAAUGAGAUAGUGCUUUAAUAAAAUGUGUUCCCCCAUUUGUUUAA
Cydia fagiglandana is the source of this 4219-nucleotide messenger RNA. Its product is annotated as inactive dipeptidyl peptidase 10. Gene Ontology annotation, cellular component: plasma membrane. Gene Ontology annotation, molecular function: dipeptidyl-peptidase activity; serine-type peptidase activity. The coding region runs from base 807 to 3470 and encodes 887 amino acids. Lineage: Eukaryota; Metazoa; Arthropoda; Insecta; Lepidoptera; Tortricidae. Gene Ontology annotation, biological process: proteolysis. The transcript has 19 exons. The record is from RefSeq and is a predicted model, not a curated record.